AUGAUCGAUGAGAUAGAGAGCAAGACGAAAGUUGUCCCAGUAUUAGGAUUAGUAUGGGAUUUAGAAAAAGAUAGUUUGAGUUGCAAGAUCGAAGAAACAUUUAACUUGAGGGAACCUAUUACCAAAAGAAAAGUUUUGUCAAUUACCCAGAAAAUUUUUGAUCCCAUUGGCUUUACUGCACCGAUAACUGUAAUUCCUAAGCUAAUUUUGCAAGAAACAUGGAACCAGAAGAUUAAGUGGGAUGAAGAUCUUCCUCUUCCCCUAAGUGAGCAGUUUGGGACUUGGUUGAACCAAUUGCCUCUGCUAUCUCAGAUUGAAAUUCCUCGUUGGUUAAAUAUUGAUUACGAAAACGAAGAUACCGUAGUGCUCCACGUUUUUUCGGAUGCUAGUAAAAGAGCCUAUGCCACAUGUGCAUUUUUAAGAGCUGAAACCAUCGAAGGUGUAAAGGUUCAGUUAGUAAGCGCGAGAAGUCGAAUAGCCCCUAUUAAGGAACUUACGAUUCCACGGCUUGAACUUCUUUCCUGUCUGAUAGGUGCCAGGCUUGCCAAAACAAUUCUAUCAGAUUUGAAACUUAAGAAUUGUAGAACAGUGUUCUGGAGUGAUUCUUCUACAGCUUUGGGGUGGAUAAGAAGGGAUCAAGCAUGGGGUACGUUUGUUCACAAUCGAGUACAAGAAAUAAGAUCGCUUACCAGAAUAUCUGACUGGAGGCAUGUACCUGGAAGUUUAAACCCAGCGGAUCUCCCAUCGAGAGGAUGUACUAUUGAGCAAUUACAGAAAUCGGCAUGGUGGGAGGGCCCAUCGUGGCUUUACUUACCAGAAGACGAGUGGCCCCAUGUAGAAGAAAAGCCUGAUGAAGAACUUAUAAACAAGGAAAAAAGGAAAACGAUUCUGACUCUUCUAGAUCAUGGAGACAAUUUGGACCGGUACUACAAAUACUUCUCUUCAUAUAGAAAAACCGUGAGAAUGAUCGCUUGGAUUUUCAGGUUUUAUCACAAUUUAAAGAACAAAGAUAAAAACCUCACUCCUGAUGUCUCAGUUGAUGAAUUGGAGAAUGCUGAAAAGGCACUUUGUAGAUUGGUACAGAAAGAAUCAUUUACAGGCAUAAACGAUCCCGCUAUUCGUGCGCUGAGACCAAUCGUAGACCAAAAUGGAAUUUUAAGAGCCAAAACGAACGUCCUACAGCGUCAAGAUAAUGAAAAUUUCCGAUAUCCUAUCAUUUUACCUUCAAAACAUAUUCUUGUUGAGAGACUAAUUUACGAGAAACAUCUAGAACUCCAGCAUGCUGGUGUCAGCACUUUAAUGACAAAUCUUAGAGAAAACUUUUGGAUAUUAAAAUCCAGAAAAAGUAUUCGAAAUAUUAUCAGAAAAUGUGUAAGAUGUAAAAGAUUUGUUUCACAAAGAGUGGAAGUCGAGCCAGGAUUUCCACCCGAAGAUCGAGUCAGAGAAGGGGCGACUUUUGAAGUCGUCGGUGUAGAUCUAGCGGGUCCUCUCUAUCUCCGUGAGGGGUCUAAAGCGUGGAUAGUCUUGUAUACAUGUGCCAUUUAUAGAGCCAUUCACCUCGAACUAGUUACUUCUCUAUCUACAGAAACUUUCAUCCAAUCUUUACGUAGAUUCAUUGCCAGAAGAGGUAGACCUUAUGUGAUAUAUUCCGACAACGGAACUAAUUUUGUAGGGACUAACAGUGUUCUUAAGAAAGUUAAUUGGAACGCCAUAUGUUCAGCUGCUUCUAUCCAAAGGAUACGAUGGAAGUUCAACCCUCCGACCGCCGCCUGGUGGGGAGGUUGGUGGGAGAGGGCUUGUGCGAAUGGUGAAAGAAAAUUUAAGAAGAGUGUUAGGUCGAACGUCCUUAAAUUAUGA
This is a messenger RNA of Stegodyphus dumicola, 1857 nucleotides long. RefSeq lists its product as uncharacterized. Lineage: Eukaryota; Metazoa; Arthropoda; Arachnida; Araneae; Eresidae. The record is from RefSeq and is a predicted model, not a curated record.